AUGUUAACCGGUUGCAGUGAAGAAGUGCAAAAACGGUUGGACAGCGAACAGAUACUGGAUCUCGAUAUUGCAUUGAAUGAAACGGGUAGUGCUGGCUUGGGUGUUAGUCUGAAGGCACGAGCUGUGAUGAAACCUGACGGCACCAGGGAGGACUGUGGUAUUUUCAUCAAAAAGGUGUUACAUGGCGGUGCUGCGUUCAAGGAUGGUCGACUGCAAGUGAAUGACCAGUUGAUUGGGAUCGAAGACAUCGAUCUGAGGUGUAUGCUGAAGAAUGCGGAUGCGAGUGAUGCGAUCACCAAACGUCUCAAAGAAAUCGGUUCGCUUCAUUCCAAUUUGCAGUGA
Anisakis simplex (herring worm) is the source of this 342-nucleotide messenger RNA. The record is from the annotation of a GenBank genome assembly. NCBI's taxonomy places the organism in Eukaryota, Metazoa, Nematoda, Chromadorea, Rhabditida, Anisakidae.